UCUACCUAUUGAGCUUAAAGCCUCUUUCAGCAGUCCCAUUUCCCCACUGACGUGAACACACUGCCAGUGGCUUGGCCAGGCAGCCUUCAGCCCAGAAUGUGGGUCUCACGCAGACGUCUCUGUUUCUUAGGGGAUUGGGGAGCCCCCAACCAGACCCAAGCCGGCCCCGUCCUGGGGCACCUGCUAGGGGACCACACGGAGGGAAGAAACAGCAGCAACUCCACCAGGGCCCUGAAGCUUCCGGAUGGGACCAGCGCCGCUUGGUAUAUCCUCGCCAUCUUUGGCAUCUAUGGGGUGAUUUUCCUUUUCCGAUUGGCCAGCAACAUACUCAGAAAGAAUGAAAAGUCUUUGGAAGACAUUUAUUACUCAAACCUGACAUUUGGACUUGAAAAGAAAGGGCUCCAGAGCAAGGCAGCCAGAUGCUCUUCACUGACCAUUAGCAACAGAGCUGUCCUGCAGCCCAACCAGGCCAGCCUGGAGACAAAGGGUGGGAACAACAGCCCCUACACUGAAAUCCAAGAGAUCCCUUGAAAGUCGAGGCAAGGAGGCCUCUGCAGCUGAGGCUCAA
This is a messenger RNA of Cervus elaphus (red deer), 568 nucleotides long. It is a transcript of the gene SMIM34, whose product is annotated as small integral membrane protein 34. The transcript has a single exon. Bases 97 to 531 code for a protein of 144 amino acids. Lineage: Eukaryota; Metazoa; Chordata; Mammalia; Artiodactyla; Cervidae. The record is from RefSeq and is a predicted model, not a curated record.